AUGUCUAACGACGCGAUUUCUCGCCUCAACCAAUACCUCAACAAAAUUGGCAAGGCGGCAUCUCUCAGCUGGCAAGAGUGUAAUUAUGGACCACCACACGACUCAAAAUGGACCUGCGUUUGCAAGAUCGAUGGAGAACCACGAGGCGAAGGGACCUCGACCCAUAAACACACCGCCAAAAACAUUGCCGCCGAACAAGCUCUGCACUAUCUUAUCGACGGACGAGGCCAGGGCGUCUGA
Messenger RNA from Coprinopsis cinerea okayama7#130, 240 nucleotides. RefSeq lists its product as hypothetical. The coding region runs from base 1 to 240 and encodes 79 amino acids. NCBI's taxonomy places the organism in Eukaryota, Fungi, Basidiomycota, Agaricomycetes, Agaricales, Psathyrellaceae. The record is from RefSeq and is a predicted model, not a curated record. The transcript is spliced from 4 exons.